GCCAAUAGACCGGUCUGAACUUGUUUAUACUCUUUAGUUAUUAUCGCGUCGAUUAGACCUCGCCCGCACAACACAUCGUUUCUGAGACUCACCGGAUUAACAUAGUAGUGUGUGUCUGACAUACAUGGCCCGGUUAAGCCGUCUGCAAUUACUGGGAAUGGCAAUUACUUUCCAUCUGCUCUAUGUCUAUUCCAUUUUCGAAGUUUACUUUGUAAGCCCUGUCGUCGGGGGCAUGAAGGCCCUUCCCGGACCUCCUCCGGCUCAACGCGUUGUGCUCUUCGUCGGUAUACUAAAUGUCCCAUAAGCUGAUAGUAAAUGGCAAGUUCAAUCUCUUCUGGUAGUAGAACAAAAUAUAAGAAGUAGGUUUCCUACGGAGUACUUAUCGAAGGGAAAGCGGACACGCUCGGCAGAAUCAACCCAGAAAAAAAGAAAUA
This is a messenger RNA of Aspergillus caelatus, 434 nucleotides long. RefSeq lists its product as uncharacterized. The record is from RefSeq and is a predicted model, not a curated record. The transcript has 2 exons. Gene Ontology annotation, biological process: GPI anchor biosynthetic process. Lineage: Eukaryota; Fungi; Ascomycota; Eurotiomycetes; Eurotiales; Aspergillaceae. The coding region runs from base 125 to 304 and encodes 59 amino acids. Gene Ontology annotation, cellular component: endoplasmic reticulum membrane. Gene Ontology annotation, molecular function: mannose-ethanolamine phosphotransferase activity.